AGUACCCUUUCGGAGCUACCUAGAAAGACAUUAGCUGAGGGACUGUGAGAGGGAGAAUGGGUGUGAUGAAACCCAGUUCAGUCUCCGCCUACUCUGCUCAGACUCUUCUUCCUCUUCACCUCAAAUCAAAGUCAUCAAAGCUAUUCAAUCCCAUCAACCUCAAGCCCUCUUCUCGAAGUUCAUUCCUUUGCCCCUAUAAAUUCAAACCCUUUUGCCAUUUCGUCACUGUUGCCUCGUCUGAGCCGUCUCCAGUUGUCCAUUCCGCCGCUCCCAAUCAGUCCCGGAACGUCAGCUUUUCUGAGGAAUCCGAAACUCAAAUCCAUGUUGAACAAGUCGGAAGCCCCUUGGUGGGUCCGUCAAAUUUUGGAUUUCCCAAGUUGAGCACAAGCGAUCAGGCCUUCUCUCUCUUGCUCUUCAUCGCUGUCACGACUACUGCAUCACUGGUAGGCUUUCUUGCUGCAGCAAUUCCCACCUUGUCUGCCAUGCGUAGGGCAGCAAUUUCUGUUGCAAAACUGGCUGAUACUGCUCGUCAAGAGACCCCUAGCACAAUGGCUGCUAUUAGGCUUACCAGCUUGGAGAUCAGUGAUCUCACCUACGAAUUGAGGGACUUGAGCCAAGAGAUAACUGAUGGGGUUAGCAAAUCUGCUCAAGCCGUGCAAGCAGCAAACGCUGGAAUUCGACAAAUUGGUUCUCUUGCUCGAGAACAGACGAUGUCAAUGAUUGAGGAGAGAGCAAACCUGCCAGAUAUCUCUCUGCAACCAGUUUUUGCUGGAGCAGCCCAAAAGACUUCUCAUGCUGUCGGCCGGGCUACGAGGACAUUUAUGAACAUCAUCUCCAAACGUGAAACUAGCUUAGAGAAUGAAGAUGCCAGUGCGUUGGAUAGUCUACAAGUUUAGGAGUGCAUAACAGCAUAAGCAGCCUCUCUCUCUCUAAGAGCAAAGCGAAAUGUUGAGGCUGGGGACCAACCAAGAAACAGGCUCAGGUGAUUAGGUGCUUGUCAAGAGGGACUUGCGAUGAAAUGUGAAGAUGAAAGAAGACACAAAUUGACAAGUGCUGCAGUCCACAAAAUUUUGCUAGGUUUUACUACGCUGCAUAUCUUCCGUGUAUAUAUGGAUUUUCCAUUUCGGACAGAAGUUAAAACUGUGAAUUCCACUUAAGCUUCAUUUUUUUUCCUUUCGGCUCCUUACAUACUAGUACAACGUUUGCUGGACUGUAGCUUUUUCCUUAGUAGCUUGCUAUUUUGAGGAUAAAAUGGAAUACUAAUAUAUUAAAGUCGUUUUCAGGGAUUG
This is a messenger RNA of Coffea eugenioides, 1289 nucleotides long. RefSeq lists its product as uncharacterized. The coding region runs from base 57 to 896 and encodes 279 amino acids. Lineage: Eukaryota; Viridiplantae; Streptophyta; Magnoliopsida; Gentianales; Rubiaceae. The transcript has 5 exons. The record is from RefSeq and is a predicted model, not a curated record.